This is a messenger RNA of Nematostella vectensis (starlet sea anemone), 1106 nucleotides long. RefSeq names its product ras-related protein Rab-20. The coding region runs from base 200 to 850 and encodes 216 amino acids. Gene Ontology annotation, cellular component: endomembrane system. NCBI's taxonomy places the organism in Eukaryota, Metazoa, Cnidaria, Anthozoa, Actiniaria, Edwardsiidae. The record is from RefSeq and is a predicted model, not a curated record. Gene Ontology annotation, molecular function: GTP binding; GTPase activity. The transcript is spliced from 5 exons. Gene Ontology annotation, biological process: intracellular protein transport.
CCAGUCUCAAUGGCCAUACCGGACUUCAGAAUGUAUCAGGCGACCAUGGUGUUUCGAUGGAUGGCUUAAGUUGUCAUCCUUAGCGUUCAAUUUUGUAUGAUAUGAUAGUCUGUGUGCAACUUUGAAUUCACAAGUAUCACAAGUACUAUCUAUAGAUGGGUAGAGUCAAUUUUUAUUACUAGCCUCAAAAUUCAGUGCCAUGCAGAAACCUCCUGGGAAAAAGAAAGCGGACCUAAAGAUUGUCAUCUUGGGGGAAGCAAGUGUUGGAAAAACAUCACUGAUCCAGAGAUACAUUGAUAGAGUCUUCACAGAGGACAAACUAAGUACAAUAGGUGCUUCAUUCUUUUUAAAGCAAUGGGGACCAUACAAUGUUGCAAUAUGGGACACUGCUGGUGAAGAGAAAUAUGCUGGUCUGUCAUCUUUCUACUGCCGGGGAGCAUCAGCAGCCAUUGUUGCAUAUGAUAUCACCAAAGAAUCAUCUCUCAAAGUACUUAACGACAGGCACCUGCACCUUUUGCAAGCUGCAGAGCCCAAUUGCUUGGUGGUCAUAGUUGGAUGCAAGAAGGACCUUGUAACAGAUGACACAAGGGGAAUAACAGAAGCUGCUGGGAUGGAGUUAGCAAAGGUGCAAAAUGAGCUCAAGAGUCGGUCCUUACUAAGCUUGAAAAGGACUCCUUUCUUUGAGACAAGUUCAAAGACUGGGGAUGGAGUUGACAAUGUUUUUGAAUUUAUUUUGUCUACUUGUUUGCCACUGGAUGAUGCCGAAACUGCAAGUAAAUCACUUCGUCGUCCAACAGGGGUGAAUAUGGAAGGGGGAGGUGCUACAGUUGAGAAAAAGAAAUGCUGCUGACAAAAAUAUUGUCAGCUUAAAUAUUAUGGCCAUCCAUCAACUAGUUAGAAAAGUGCUACUGUAUAACUAGGUGCAAGAGGUGUUGUUGACAAAAUAAUGUCAGCUAAAAUAAUGAUAAUUCAAUUAAUCAAGUGCUGCUGAUAAAAUGCUGCCAGCAAGAAAAAAAAAUGAUGGGUACCAGAAGAUUAGACUUUUACUUCACAGGUAUAUUGUAUUAUGAAUCAUUUUACUCAAAUUAAAAAAAAAUUCAAUUGCA